AUGGGUUCGUCUGUGGAAGAUCCCUACAAGCGACAUAUUCGGCCAUUGCAUCUACAUAAGAAAUGGAGUUUGAUGAUGCAGCGUCUAUCCCAGCGCGGUAGGGAUCUAAACGUUCUCACUUGCGGUCCAGGAGGGUCGGGGAAAUCAACAUUCAACAGAUACCUGCUCAAUCACCUACUCAGUCUUCAACCAGAGAAAGACAAUAACAAGGCGCAACACGGCGAUGGCGUCCUAUUCCUUGAUCUGGAUCCCGGGCAACCAGAGUAUUCACCGAUAGGUCAUGUCUAUCUAGCGCAUAUCCGAUCGCCUACACUAGGACCGCCUCUGUCGCACCCAGUAUUAUGCCCAGAAGACGGCUCAAUCAUCCGAGCACAUCAUAUCGGCAGUAGCUCUCCCAAGGACGACUCGAAACACUAUGUUCAAUGCACUAUGAACCUUCUACGGUACUACUAUACAAGUAUGCAUGAAACUUACUCGCAGUGUCCGCUAAUCAUCAACUACCCCGGCUGGAUCUUUGGGCAAGGCCUGGAGAUUCUAACCGGAUUUCUGGAGGCGCUUAGGCUGUCUGAUGUAGUAUAUAUGAGCGAAACUGGGCCGGAAGAAGUGGCUGGGCCCCUGAAGUCUGUGGCAAGUCAAUUUCACAUCCCGUUCUGGACGCUGCCCUCACAGCCAACAGAACAUGCGACGCGCUCGCGUGGCCAGCUACGCCAGAUGCAGAUGCUAUCUUACUUUCACAUGCAAGAGAGUCGACAUCCGACCAAUGCAUUCUUGUGUGAGCAGCGAAGUUCGACUAGCGUGCACUGGUCUGCGACUCCUCUGUGCCAUACGCGCGCGGUGAAAGUGAACUAUUCGGGCAGCAGCCAAGGCAUCCUUGGUGUGAUGAUAGCUGGCUUCCCUUAUGAUAAGGAGCAUAUACUCGAUCUAUUGGAUGGGGCCAUAGUGGCCGUCGUGGCAAUUGAACAUGCCGACGCCAUCAAACCGGUUCCCGAUGACGUCGAGCCCAUUGAUAUGCUCUUCCGUGCAGAAGAGGAUAGUAGAUCCGAAGACGCGGCUGAAGAAGAAGACGAAGGUGAUACAGAAGAAGCAACAUCACCAACAGCAGCAGCAGCAGCAGCAGCAGCAGCAGCAGCGACAAAACGACAGGCCAUAGCCGAGAGGCUACAGCCACAUCUACACCGCACCAAGGAAGGCAUCCCUUAUCUGUUCAGCGGCAACGGAACAUGCGCGCAUCUGAACCCGCAGCACUCACACUCGCUUGGUCUAGCCCUGGUCCGGGGCAUCGACACCUCUAGCCAGGCUUUGGAGCUUAUCAUGCCCAUAAGAUCUGCGGCUGUGCGCGAUGCGUUGGAGCGAGGACAUCAAAUCGUGCUUGUGCGAGGCCAUCUCGAUAACCCUGACUGGGCCUUGACGGAGGAAUACUUUGCCGCUAAGUGGGCGCACAAACACCUUUCUGCACAGCUGCAGAAGAUGCAGAGCGAGGGGAGGAGCCGAGAGGAGCGACAGAUCUAUCAGGAACGGCUGAAGCAGAGGCUGUACAGGGCAGUGCGGGUGCCGUGGGUACAGCCUGAGAAGACGAAGAACGGGAAUCUGGGGAAGAACCAGAAGACGAGGGACAUCUGGAAGCUGAGAAGAGACGACGAGGACGAGGACUCGUCCGGAAGCGAGCGGGAGUGGUGA
Trichophyton benhamiae CBS 112371 is the source of this 1677-nucleotide messenger RNA. Its product is annotated as RNA processing protein Grc3, putative. Gene Ontology annotation, molecular function: polynucleotide 5'-hydroxyl-kinase activity. NCBI's taxonomy places the organism in Eukaryota, Fungi, Ascomycota, Eurotiomycetes, Onygenales, Arthrodermataceae. Gene Ontology annotation, biological process: cleavage in ITS2 between 5.8S rRNA and LSU-rRNA of tricistronic rRNA transcript (SSU-rRNA, 5.8S rRNA, LSU-rRNA). Gene Ontology annotation, cellular component: nucleus. Bases 1 to 1677 code for a protein of 558 amino acids. The transcript has a single exon. The record is from RefSeq and is a predicted model, not a curated record.